AUGGUGGCCUCGAGUGACGCGAGUAUUUGGAAGCUUCAAGAGCUCGCCAACGGCCGGUACACGAUCCGGUCCAACAACAUUUUGACGAAGAGCAUCGGGCCGAGCUUGAACCGAGCGCCCGGCGUCAUCGACCCGAACCAAGUCUCGAACGUGACCGAGUGGACGUGCCGCGAGAUUGGCGACAAGAAGAUCACGCUCCAGAACGCCUACACCGGUGGGUACCUCAGCCGCUGCGAAGGCUGCCAGCCCAGCGCCCAGACGGCACCUUCCGACUCUGAGUCGACAUUUGCACUGGCGACGCCCCAUGGCAAUCAAGGCCUUGCGUCGCAGCAGUGGACGUACACGUACUUCUAGACACAUGUACAGCCAGUCAUCACCACGUCUUUAAUAACGCAUACUAGUACAUCGUACUUGAUUUUUUCAAGGGC
Saprolegnia parasitica CBS 223.65 is the source of this 428-nucleotide messenger RNA. RefSeq lists its product as hypothetical. Bases 1 to 354 code for a protein of 117 amino acids. The record is from RefSeq and is a predicted model, not a curated record. The transcript has 2 exons. NCBI's taxonomy places the organism in Eukaryota, Oomycota, Saprolegniomycetes, Saprolegniales, Saprolegniaceae.